GUUGGCUAAUGCCUAAUGGCUGGUCAGAAACCACAAGCAGACAAACAAGCCCAGUCCGGUGUCGUGGAGCCGCCAGCGGCCUCUGCUUCUUCUUCCCCGAUCCGUCUCCUUCAGGCCUUCGCCUCAGGCGGCUUGCUUGCUUGCUUGCUCGCCUCUCUUCGCCGCCGUGCCAUCGUCUGCUCCACGCGAUCUCUCCGCCCCUCCGCCGAAUACCCGGCGCGCGGCCUUCCCACUGCUGAGGUGGGGCAUCGCCAUUGUUCUGGAAUGAGGUGUCGGGGCUUGGUGGUGCUAUCAUUACUCACGUUACACGUUCUGUUGUGCAUUGUUAAUGGCGUCUUCUCUGGCCGCACGAGCUCUUAUGUGCGCACGGAAUUCCCGUCCACAGAUAUGCCUAUAGACAGUGAGUGGUUUGCAACUCCAAAUGGCUACAAUGCUCCACAGCAGGUUCAUAUCACACAAGGCGACUAUGAUGGAAAAGCUGUUAUAAUAUCAUGGGUCACUGUAUCAGAACCUGGGCUAAGUGAAGUGUUUUACAGUAAAGAAGAGAACCGCUAUGAUCAGAAAGCAGAAGGAACAUCAACAAGUUAUACAUUUUACGAUUAUAAAUCUGGAUACAUACAUCAUUGCCUUGUUGAUGGCCUUGAGUAUAACACUAAAUAUUAUUACAAGAUUGGAACGGGAGGUUCAGCUCGAGAAUUUUGGUUUCAAACACCUCCAGCAAUCGAUGCUGACGCAUCCUACACGUUUGGCAUCAUAGGUGAUCUGGGGCAAACAUUCAAUUCUCUCUCAACUCUACAACAUUAUGAAAAAAGUGAAGGACAAACUGUUCUAUUUGUUGGGGACUUGUCAUAUGCUGAUAGGUAUGAACAUAAUGAUGGAAUUCGGUGGGAUUCUUGGGGUCGAUUUGUUGAACGUAGUACUGCAUAUCAACCAUGGAUAUGGAAUUCUGGGAACCAUGAGAUAGAAUACAGGCCUGAUCUGGGAGAAACCUCUACAUUUAAGCCAUAUCUGCACAGAUAUAAAACACCAUACUUGGCAUCAAAUAGCAGCUCCCAAAUGUGGUAUGCAGUCAGGCGGGCAUCUGCUCAUAUUAUCGUCCUCUCUAGCUAUUCUCCAUUCGUAAAAUACACUCCCCAAUGGAUGUGGCUGAGGAGUGAAUUCAAGCGUGUGGACAGGGAGAAGACACCUUGGCUUAUUGUUCUCAUGCAUGCUCCCAUGUACAACAGCAACAAUGCACAUUAUAUGGAGGGAGAGAGUAUGAGGGCUGCUUUCGAGAAAUGGUUUGUGAAGUACAAAGUCGACUUGGUAUUUGCAGGGCAUGUUCAUGCUUAUGAGAGAUCGUAUCGUAUAUCUAAUGUCAACUACAACAUAACAUCGGGGAGUCGAUAUCCAGUGCCAGACAAAUCUGCUCCUGUGUACAUAACAGUUGGUGAUGGGGGCAACCAGGAAGGACUUGCCUCAAGGUUUAAUGAUCCACAGCCAGAUUACUCUGCCUUCAGGGAGGCCAGCUAUGGCCAUUCGAUUUUGCAGCUGAAGAAUAGGACUCAUGCUGUCUACCAGUGGCACAGAAAUGAUGACGGGAAGCAUGUACCCGCAGACAACGUGGUGUUCCAUAACCAAUACUGGGCAAACAACACACGUCGGAGGAGACUGAAGAAGAACCAUUUUCGCUUCGAUAGCAUCGAUAACCUGAUUUCCAUGCUCUAGGAGCUGUUCCCGCAGAAACGUUUACAGCACAGAAGUUUCAGCAACAGUGGGGGAAAGUUCUGUUGCUUGCUUGCGCGUUGAUCGACCCGCGAGGCAAGACAAUAGGCAAGAUGAGGCAGGCCAUCAGAUUCCAUGCCAAGAAGUCAAAUAUUGAAGUUUGUGGAUUUCCCCUCUUACAAACUGUACCCUAUAAUGAGCACCAAUCUGUACACUACACAUGUAAAAUUCCGCGAUGAACAUCACAGCCUCCCUACUCCCUGCUAUAUUGCUGCUUGUAUUGCCAAUUGGAUCGUCCAAUUCAUUUAUAAAAUAUUACGGGUAUGAACUGAGAUAAAUAUUACCGCAA
This is a messenger RNA of Brachypodium distachyon (stiff brome), 2053 nucleotides long. Its product is annotated as phosphoenolpyruvate phosphatase. NCBI's taxonomy places the organism in Eukaryota, Viridiplantae, Streptophyta, Magnoliopsida, Poales, Poaceae. The transcript has 10 exons. The record is from RefSeq and is a predicted model, not a curated record. Bases 16 to 1707 code for a protein of 563 amino acids. Gene Ontology annotation, molecular function: acid phosphatase activity; metal ion binding.